Nannizzia gypsea CBS 118893 is the source of this 792-nucleotide messenger RNA. RefSeq lists its product as hypothetical. The record is from RefSeq and is a predicted model, not a curated record. The transcript has 2 exons. The coding region runs from base 1 to 792 and encodes 263 amino acids. Lineage: Eukaryota; Fungi; Ascomycota; Eurotiomycetes; Onygenales; Arthrodermataceae. Gene Ontology annotation, cellular component: membrane.
AUGCGCUCGUUCGUGAGCCUGAUGGGCGCAGACCCUUCGCAAGACCAUCUCCAUACCUUCGAAACCUCCUGGCUCUUCUCGCCGUUCGUCCUCGGCUGCAUUCGAGCUGUUCUGUCCCUCUACUCGUUCGUGACCACAUUCUUCAUCGUCGGCUGGCGGGCAACACACGACCAGAAUGUCCACAACGCCGUGGACCUGUUUGUCUACUUCACCAACUUGAGCUACUGGGGUUUGGCCUUCUACUUCCUCGUUUCCGCGAUUCACAGCUUUCUCUAUGCGCGGACAGGGCGCUCCGUGUUCUUCGAGAAGACGCCGCGAUUCCUGCGCGCACUGCACAGCCUGUUCUAUUCGUCGAUUGUUAUAUUGCCAAUUAUUGUCACCGUGCUGUACUGGGCGCUGCUUUUCAAUGGCACAUGGUUUCCCAAGGUUUCCAAGCAUGCUAUGCAAGCGGGAUUCGCCCUUUUUGAGCUCAUCAUCCCAGCCACCCAGCCCCUUCCGCUCCUCCAUCUGCCUUUCCUCUGGGUCAUACUACUCCUAUACCUUGGUCUAGCGUACCUCAACCACUCGGUAAAUGGAUUCUUUACAUAUGACUUCCUCGAUCCCGGUGUUCACGGCGAGCAUCGUGGUCGUGUGACGGCAUACUCGUUUGGGGUUCUUGUUGGGUCUGCUGUCUUGUUCGGUGUAGCCUGGUUUAUAAUUUGGUUUAGGAAUCGCCUGAACGGUAACAAGAGAAUCCUUGCAUCACGGCCGGCAUCGGCUGAUGAAGAGAUGGCAGUGAGCCAUGAAAAGUGA